This is a messenger RNA of Moneuplotes crassus, 774 nucleotides long. The record is from the annotation of a GenBank genome assembly. Lineage: Eukaryota; Ciliophora; Spirotrichea; Euplotida; Euplotidae.
CUUCAAUAAUAAAAAUUAAUUUAAAAAAUCCUUAUGAUACCACCCCUAGAGUCAAGCCAAAAUGAGCAUGCCCAGAGUCAUGAUCAAGUGACAAAUAUCGUUCAAAAUCAAACAACCCUAAAUUUGCCCGAAGAUAUGCAACCCAAUGGCCUUUUUGCAGAAAAAGUUAACGAAGAUUUUGAAAAUUUCAUGAACCAAGCUGGUGUCAAGCCAGGAUUCUUGACACAGACGGAAAAAAACUCCCUUCCUACCUUUAAAGCUUCCUUGGAGGCAACACAUGAAGAGACAAAGCAAGUUCCUGGAUUUACUGCUAAUGUGACCUCCGAAGUAAACGAUCAGAAUGAAAACUCUAUGGCACCGAAAAAGAGUCAUGAGAAACUCAAUAGAUGGGGAAAGAAGGAGGACAAGAUUCUUUGGAGAACAAUUAAAGAAGAUAUUGCAAAAGGAGCCUACACUUUGGAAUAUAUGAAGAAUAUUCCUUUGGCAAAAGCUAGAAAGAAUUCACAUAUGGUGAAUCUCAGCCAGUCUAUUGGUUGGAAGACUUCUUGUAGUAAACUUCUUGGAAGAAUUCAGAAGUGUAUCGCUGAUAGCUUCUCCGUCAGAGAUGAGAUCCUUUUGAGAAAAUUAAUCAAGAAGAAACACUACAAGAAUCUUGAUUAUGACCAUCUUUUAGAACAUUUCUCAGGUAAAACUAAGGAGAGAAUCAUGCAAGUAUGUCAUGCCUUGUGUCAGGCUAAGGAACAGAAGAAACUAACCUCAGCUAAAAUUAUCUAA